CAGCGUUCGGAAUUUAUUAGCGCGGCUGCUGGAGAUUACAAGUUAAAGGCUGGAGUUUCGUAAACAGGCUGAUUCGGAGGGCUCUGCAGGAGGUCCACCAAACGCCACGGACGAAUCUCUCGAGUGUAUUUCUAUUUCCAGAAGUAUACCGGCUCAGAAAAGAAGAUACAGUGUGUUCAAAAUAAACUCCCCUUAAAGGUAAUUAACAAAACAAAUUACUUCAGCAGUACGGCACGAUAGACAGCUCCAUGAACAAAGUUACUGGCGCUUGCAUUGCUUGAGCUGGAGAGAGAACUCUGCUUGGAAACGGCUGGAGCUUUAGAGUACCGUAAAAUUCGGAGCAAAACUACUGUAAGGGAAUUCGAGAAAUAGGGUGCCAUCCAACACUUGAAGCCCAUUGUGAGACUGUCUACAGGACAUGUAAUUGAAGACGCUGCCAAGAUUGUUGCAAGUUAUUCCCUUUCGUUCAGUUUCUGCAGCCAUGAAUGCCAUCGAAAGCCUUAGUUUCAUGCAAUACUUCAACGAAUCCAUCUGCUGGGAAACAACAGGCUGCAACUAUUCACAGAACAAUAAUAGUCUUCAAGAUGGCAGCAUGCUAGGUGAUGGUCUACCAUUAAUGAAUGUGACUUUAUCCAUCAUCUACUCAUUGGUCUGUGCUGUGGGACUAGUUGGCAAUGUCCUUGUGCUCAUUCUCCUUUGGACUGGCAAUGCCACAAAAAAAUCCAGCGUCAAUAUCUUUGUUUUUAAUUUGGCCGCAAAUGAUUUGCAGUUUGUGCUCACGCUGCCAUUUUGGGCGAUAGAAAUGGCGUUAGAUUUCCGUUGGCCUUUCGGAGCAGCAAUGUGUAAGCUGGUCACUUCCGUGACUGUGCUCAGUGUAUACGGCAGUGUCUACUUCCUCACUGCUAUAUGCAUCACCCGUUAUGUUUCCAUUGCCAGUGCUUUGAAACCUCAGCGGCAGCUGAUUGGGGUCUUCAAGGCUAGACUGAUAAGUGUCCUUAUCUGGCUUGUAGGUGUUUGUAGCACCAUUCCCACUGCUGUAUUUGCUACCACAGAGAUGGUUCAUGGAGAUGUCGCUUGCUUGCUGAAGUUUCCAGAAAAUGGCCUCUGGCUUGGAGUUUAUCAUUUGCAGAAAAUGGUGAUAGGCUUCCUUAUCCCUUUAGCAAUCAUCAUAUUCUGCUACGUACAGCUGGUUCUGUUCCUUAGCCAGAAAAACUUCAGUGCCAUCAACUCCAAACGCCACAUAAAAGUUUCCAAGUCAGUCAUUAUUCUUGUUCUGUGUUUUUUCACCUGCUGGCUGCCUUACCACGUGAUCACAUUUUGGGGAAUUUUGGUCAAGCUUAACAUGAUCGAAUACGAUGAAGCCCUGCACUUCGUUCAAACUUACAUCUUCCCGGUCGCCAUUUGUUUGGCUCACAGCAACAGCUGCCUCAAUCCUGUGAUCUACUGCCUUAUGAGGAGAGAGUUUCGUAAAGCCCUAAAAUCGAUCUUGUGGCGACUCUCCACCAGUACAGCUCGCCACUCGUGCCUGUCCUCUGCGGGCUAUGGCAGGAACACAGAGAGUGCUGGGGCAAUAGUUCCGCUGAAGCGAGUGGAUGGGCACAGCCUGCCUGCUUCCCAAUCUUACACCAAGAAAUCAACUUUACCUUUUGCCAUCACCACAACCCUGCAGAAAAACCUGGGCCAGACAAGUUACUACUAGCAUCUCGGCUCUGUCCCAAGUGCCAUUCAAGUGAAAUCUCUCAAAGUGCUGACACUGGCCGACCAUCUAGCUGCUGCUUAGUCUACGCUUUCAGCUAUUUGAUUUCCGCAUAUUUUUGCCUCAAGGACUGGGCAUGUGGGUGAAUCAGUCCUCUUACUGGACAUUUUAUUUUUUUUGCCCAGCACACUCUGUUAUGCUUGCCAUCAGUAUGACUUAAACAUGUCCUAAUGGGAUAAUACAAGAAACGUCAUGAGAUUUUGCUGCUCAUAAAGUAAUUGAUUUCAAGAUGGGACAAGAACAAUCAAUUUAUUUGUCUGGAAAUAACAAUAUUUCUGACUUACAACUGGACCAAAAGCACUCAGGACUUUAAGCCCACUUUUCAGUAUGUGUGAUUUAUACCUCUUAUUUAUAAAAAAGAAAAACUUAAAAGGAUACAUGUUGAUGGGUUGAACUGCAGAAGAUUUUUGAAUUGUCCAGAAGGCUUUCAGGUAGUGACUGAACUCUUAGCAUUCACCUAAACUGUUUUCUUUUAUUUUUUUUUGGAUCCUUGAGCUGUCACAGUAAUUGGAAACUCGCAUUUAAAGAGAUGAAAGCUGAGAAAAUAAAUAAAUAAAAAGACAUUUCAGCUGCGUGGCUCCAUGCCAAUCUAAAACUACUACACAGAACAGUCGGUCUUCUAUCUUUCUGCUCCGUUAUUCCCACCCAGAUGGCACUUCAUCAGAAAAUUGACUGAACAGGAGGCAUCCCGCAAAGCUGCUGAAGGACCAUCCCGUCAAAGCCGGCCAUCCACAAAUGUGCAUCUAGAUCAAGGAGGUCUUCACGAAAGAGCCCCAGUAAGGACAGACCUCAAUGGCAGGAGGACGUUAAUCUGGGGAUUGGAGUAAGAGCAUCAAUCAUUUUGCCCAGGGUCAUUUUCAAUAAUGGUGACAUGAAUGCUGUAAGAAGACCACUCAAAAUCCAAAACCAGAGCUAAUAAUUGAGUGCAAGGACUUCUCUGUGGCUUGGCUCGCUAAGGAGGUGGUCGUCUUGGCAGAGGACAGCACCCAAGUGUGUGUCCUGACUUGGAUUAUGAGCCACGUGAGACAAUCCACAAUAUAAACACAGAGCGCUCAAAUACUUGCUUGAUUCUCCCCUGUAUGGCGUUUGCAUGCCACCCUCACAAAGUGUGUUCAGGUUCACACAGGGAUUGCUGUUGAAAUUUCAGAAUGUAGCAAAAUACUGGUUAUGAUAUCUAAUAAAAGCAUAAUUAGACAGGAAAAGUCAUUUUUCCUAUCUCUAAAUGCCAUUAUAUUAACUUCCACUCUGGAGUGAUUGACAAUUCCUCUCACCGUCCAGCAUUCUUGGUCUGUUUUGCAUUUCUCCCAACCUCAUUUCUGUACUGACUGACAUGCUGCCACUAUUUGGAUUUUGUGUGUGCCACGUCUUUCAGAUUUAUGCUGCUUGCAGUUUUAUGACAACACCAGGCAAGCAAAGCAGUUGGGAACAGUGAGUGGAGAGAAGAACUCAAGCCCUAUUCACGCUUAACUUAGGAGUCCUCGUUACUUACAACAAUCUCAAAAAUGUAUCAAAAUGUAACCUCAAAGAAGAGGUGUGUAUCUAUCGUAUUGUGAGAAUUUAUGUAUUGUUGUACCGAUAAAAGUAAAACAAAUUUAAAUUGAAGAAUAAGUGCAAAGCUGCUUUUCAUCUCAGAUUCUAAAUGUAUACUGUAUGCUGACUGUACUAUUUUAAUUAAACUGUAAAACUACCUUCACUUCUUUAAAAUAAAAAGUCAAAUUAUAAACGUGAUUGAAGACAUGUGACAAGAGACCAUUAA
This is a messenger RNA of Erpetoichthys calabaricus (reedfish), 3512 nucleotides long. Its product is annotated as relaxin-3 receptor 1-like. Gene Ontology annotation, molecular function: G protein-coupled receptor activity. The transcript has 3 exons. Gene Ontology annotation, biological process: immune response; G protein-coupled receptor signaling pathway. Gene Ontology annotation, cellular component: membrane. NCBI's taxonomy places the organism in Eukaryota, Metazoa, Chordata, Cladistia, Polypteriformes, Polypteridae. The coding region runs from base 482 to 1699 and encodes 405 amino acids. The record is from RefSeq and is a predicted model, not a curated record.